ACAAGAUCGCCGGCGCCGCUCACGCUCCCUCUCCCUUGCUGCUCUCAAGCCAUGCCGUCGGACUCAACGGCGAGGAUGAGCGCCGGUGGCGAAUGCUCGGCUCCGGUCGCUCCGCCGGCGGCGAAGAAGGUGGAGCACCGGAUGGAGAUGUUCGGCGACGUGAGGAUCGACAACUACUACUGGCUCUGCGACGACUCCCGCUCCAAUCCCGAUAUCCUCUCCCACCUCCGCCAGGAGAAUGCCUACACCGAUUCGGUGAUGGCCGGGAAUGAUCUUGGGAUGAUUCAAACGGAGAGAAGAAGCCACUUUGGAUGAGAUGUAUGGAAAGCUGGCUCGAGACUUGAGAAUAUGGUUAUAGGCAUGUGCGAUUUUAAGAAGUGCUAACAUGUGGAAGUUAGAGACUUAGUGCUCAAC
Molecule: messenger RNA, 414 nt
Organism: Syzygium oleosum
Lineage: Eukaryota; Viridiplantae; Streptophyta; Magnoliopsida; Myrtales; Myrtaceae
Exons: 2
Coding region: 52-315 (87 amino acids)
Cellular component (GO): cytosol
Molecular function (GO): serine-type endopeptidase activity
Source: RefSeq, a predicted model, not a curated record